Molecule: messenger RNA, 1011 nt
Organism: Peniophora sp. CBMAI 1063
Lineage: Eukaryota; Fungi; Basidiomycota; Agaricomycetes; Russulales; Peniophoraceae
Source: the annotation of a GenBank genome assembly
AUGACCCACGGUCCAAUUGAUUCCUCUAUCAUCGCAGACAAUAUUCAAUUUACCUGCGAGCGCUCUAAGAUCGAGGCCGAGUACUACGACUUUGCCACAAUCUUCGCUGAUACCGAGGUGGACAUGAUGCGGCCUCACGGUGGCGGGAUAUAUCCUGGCGUACACAUCACCGACAAAUCUGACCCCAAAUCAGCUCCUGAUAAGCCAGAUAGGGUUGAGCCGGCAAGCGACGACGAGAAUAAUAGUGACGAGGGGGAAGAGGAGGAAGGGGACGAUGAAGACAGGGACGGGGUCUGUAAGGAGAGUGUGCCAUCUACGCACGCCAACGAGCCAUCGGAGGGAACAGCUCUGCCACGGCGUCGUAGCAUCAAUGAAGCUCAUUGGUUGUUGUACGACGGCAAGUACGAGCAUAAGGCGUCCAUUGCUAAGCGCCGCGUCACCCCGCGCGAUCGACUGAACAUCAACAACCGUAACCUGCGCGUGCGCGCACGCAUCACGACUAUACGUGGCUUCACGGACCCGAACGCAGCUGCCGCCGCACACAACUCGAUCCAGCUUCAGCAAUCCUCAUUGCCCGACAUGAUCCGGCUCGGUGACACUGUGACGACUCUCGCACUAUCCACAGCCGAUCGAGCGCGUGUUCUGAGUCUUGUAGUUGGCCGCGUUGCAAAUAUCUUUGAAGGCAGCGACGGGCUACCUUCAGUGUCGAUCCCUGCACUAGCAAACCCCACCAAUAAGCUGAGUGUCUACAUGCAAAUAUCGAAUAUCAGUCACUUACCGGGUCGUGGUGCGGAUGACUUGACCGCUCAAGAAACGAACGGCGCUCAUUCGGAAAUGAUGCUUUCCGACAGCGAGGUCUUCAGCUGGCGUAAGACCGAGGCGUACGUCCGCCGUGAGGCUUUCUCUAAGGCUCAGACAAAGGGCGGGCCGCGCAUCAAGCACACUCGUACAUACUGGCUGAAGCACCUAGCUCCCUCGUCCGAAAGCUUCCAUUCCGUGUUCGAGCUGUAG